CGCACUAUUGACUGGUUUACGAUGAAAACUGAAACCAGACCAUAAAGUGUGGAAACGUUGUCGUUGGAAACUUUUCCUUUAUUUUUUUCUGUAACCUGUUAGCUAAAAUUAUGUACAAAAGAAAACUCUUAGCUUUAGAUUAUCCUCAACCAGAGACGUUCAAUUCCGAAGAUGAGAAUUACUUUAGAAAUUUUAUUGUUUGGUUGGAAGACCAGAAAAUUCGACAUUAUAAGAUUGAAGACAGGACAGGGCUACGUAACAUGCCUAGUAGUGAUUGGACAAAACAUUUUCAGCAGUAUUUAGAUGAUUUAGGAUGUCCUUACCAAACAUCCCAAAGAUCUUUAUUAAUUGAUUGGAUAUUAGGAUACUCAGUCAGAUUAGAAUAUGGUGAUAAUGUUGAACAGUAUAAGACAGUUACGCCAGAGAAAGUGACACAAAGUAAAGCUCCACCUGGUGUCUCGUCAAAUCCAUUAGAUAAUUUAGAUUUUGAUGAUCCAGACUUCAAAGCUGGUAUACAAUCCCUAUCUAUGAUUUUACAAGUACCUCCAUAUAACGAUCAUUUAGAACAACUUAAGGCUAUUUGCUUAGUUGUCAAAGACAGAUUAUCAAAAGAAGCAUUAGACAGAGCUGAAAAAUAUAAAGAGGAUAAUAUAGAACAUCUUGAAUUAGAAAAUACAUCAUUAGGUUUUGAUACAGGAGAUUAUAUAAUCAAUGAAGCUGCAAAGAUUUUACGUUUAAUUCAUAUAAGAGAUUUACGAGAUCUACAGAACCAAAUUAACCAGGCUAUUGUAGCUGUGCAAGCUUUGAUAGCUAAUCCUAAAACAGACAGUAGACUUGGCAAAGUCGGCAGAAUGUAAAUUCCAUCCAAGUAUUGAUAAUGACGCAAAAUAAAAUAAGUGCUAUUUUACCUUGUCCUUCAGUUAGAAGAACAGGGACAUUGAUAUUUUUGCUUUGCUGCAGAUGCCAAAAAAAUGUAUUAAAUAUAGUUCAUUCAGCAUUUAGACUGAUCAGUUGUAUGGGCUCAAUAACUUAUUGAUGACUUUUAAUGUCCCUUCCUCUAGGCAAAGGUGGGCAUUAAGUGUUACCCUGGUCUUUCUGUAUGAACGUCAAAAAAUUGCUUUACAUUCUCUAACUUAUACUAAGUUUUUUUUGGAAACUUAAGCACAAUGCUUAUUACCAUAAAACACAGAUUAAUUUGAGUUAGGUUGCAUCACUUUGCAGUUCUCUAGUUAUGUCCCUUUAUAAUGUUAUAUGCAAGCGUCUAUAUACAUUUAUAUCGAGAAGAGUGAACACCGCGGAAAAAAAUCCACAAAAAGGGCUUUCUUACCCAUUGAAAUUUUUUCGAUUAAGAUUAACCAUUUGUCCUUAUCAAGGUACUUCUUUUACUUUAGGGUUUUCUGUAUUAACUGUUCAGCUUAGUUUUAUUUUAGAGUUGGGCUAAUUAGGGUCAGUUUAUUGGUUAGGGCUAUGCUGAGAGUUCAGCUUAAGUUUUGGGGUUUGUGUAGCUAUAUUUGGUUUGGACCCCUUAAGUAAAAGAAGACCACUAAAUGGACAGUACUAAUUUCUUCAAUGAUCUAUCACAAUUUGGUGUUAAUUUUCUGUUAAUUUGUAUGAAGUAUAACUUGCUGGUGUAACUAACUUUACCUUUACAUGAUCUGUACAGUGUACACUCUAUUUCUAAUAUGAAAUCAUUGAAGUGUACAGUGUACACGCUAUUUUCCAAUAUGAAAUCUAUAAUUGAAGAAGGUAAAUAGUUUUAAGGACACAGUACUGUUUGUUUUAUUUUUCACAAGUUGUUUUUAUUCCAUUGUUACAUAUGUACUUAAAUGUGAAUGUUUAAACAUGUACAUGUAAGUGCCAAAUAAAACUUAUCUGAUCUGCUAGAUAUAAAUGGUUCAUAUUUAUUACACUAGAAUAUAUGUAAAACCUACUUAUUUGUAUUGAUGUAACUUCUGUUAGAAAUUAUUUAUUUUUAGGGUCCUGUUCAAAUUGUCAUAGUACUUAUAUAUGUUGGAUUGUGUUAGUGGUUCCAGUAUAAGAUUAACCACAUUUUGUCUAAAGGUUGUAAACAAGCCCAUUAACUCACAAACUGAAUUAAUGUCUUGUGAGUCAAUAACGACAACCUCUACAAAACAAUUGUUAAAUCCUAAUUCUCAACCCAGAAAUUCGUAAUUGUUUACUUUCAAUUUUAAACUUUCUAAGAACCCAAGGAUUCAAUUCUUGUAUAUAUUCCUUAAAAUUAUACCACAAUGAAAUCCACAUAGUGUUUAUUUAUAUAGGUUACAACAGCAGUUUCUAUAGCAUAGUCUAUUGAAGUGAAAUCCAGUGGUUGAAUCUGAUGGUUUCUCAUACCUGCCAACUGUCACUAUUUGUGGGGGAUUUCCCCCAUGGAGGCUCCCAAAUUGAAAUUUUGAAAGAGCAAUUUUGUCCACAAUUUAAACAAAAAAAUAAUUUUACAAUGACUUUCGGCUUAUAAAAGUAUGAAGAAGCCAAAAACCAACAUAAAAAUGUAUUUGCAGGCCCCCUUGCAGGGUUUUUAGGACUAUGACAGCCAUCUUACAUGCAAAACCCCCAUGGGCAUUUUGAAAAGUAGGCAGGUAUGAUUUCUCAUUACUUUCAGACAAACAAAACUUUGCUUUCUUGACAAUGAAUUGAAUUUGACCAAUGAAAAAUUGACAACUUGUCACAAUCUAACCAAAAAUUAUUAUACAAAAAAUUAACAAUCAUAGUCUUGGAAAAAUAUAAAUAGGCAUAGAAUAUGAAAAUGUUGUUAAUAACAUCACCUUCUUCAUACUUAUUCUAAUAGCCUACUACAGGGUAUGCAUAUUGUUCAUUACCUGUUAUUUUUACAUCUUUUUCUCUUUUUUUUUAUUUAUGUUUUGGAUAGUUGUCUCAUUUUAACAAUUCUCCUUCAUUGUAUGUAUACAAAUGUACUUAUUAUGGUCAACUAUUGAUGUAAACUAUUUGUUAUAGGUUGAAUCAGUUAAUGCAAUAAAUGGUUCAAAAAGGGAAAUAUUU
This is a messenger RNA of Mytilus trossulus (common blue mussel), 3018 nucleotides long. Its product is annotated as RNA transcription, translation and transport factor protein-like. Gene Ontology annotation, cellular component: tRNA-splicing ligase complex. Gene Ontology annotation, biological process: tRNA splicing, via endonucleolytic cleavage and ligation. Bases 111 to 857 code for a protein of 248 amino acids. Lineage: Eukaryota; Metazoa; Mollusca; Bivalvia; Mytilida; Mytilidae. The transcript has 7 exons. The record is from RefSeq and is a predicted model, not a curated record. Gene Ontology annotation, molecular function: RNA binding.